Messenger RNA from Larimichthys crocea (large yellow croaker), 1830 nucleotides. It is a transcript of the gene diras1b, whose product is annotated as DIRAS family, GTP-binding RAS-like 1b. Gene Ontology annotation, biological process: signal transduction. Gene Ontology annotation, cellular component: membrane. Bases 204 to 800 code for a protein of 198 amino acids. Lineage: Eukaryota; Metazoa; Chordata; Actinopteri; Sciaenidae. Gene Ontology annotation, molecular function: GTP binding; GTPase activity. The transcript has 3 exons. The record is from RefSeq and is a predicted model, not a curated record.
GAGGGAGAGAGAGAGAGAGAGAGAGAGAGUCUGCUGUGGUGGUGUUGGAAAUCGGUCGACAUGAGCUCUACAUGAACCGUGUAAAAUGCUUUAAGACGCUUUCGGCGUUUGUCUUUCAUCCGUCUGAACCAAGGACGAGCCUGAAGCGGAGCUAUAUACUUCACGACCAGGUGUAACACUGUCUUAAGCCUGAGGGGGGCAGAAUGCCGGAGCAGAGCAACGACUAUCGUGUGGUGGUGUUCGGGGCAGGAGGAGUGGGUAAGAGCUCCCUGGUCCUGCGCUUCGUCAAGGGCACCUUCAGGGACACCUACAUCCCCACUGUGGAGGACACCUACCGCCAGGUGAUCAGCUGCGACAAGAGCGUGUGCACCCUCCAGAUCACCGACACCACAGGGAGCCACCAGUUCCCGGCCAUGCAGCGCCUGUCCAUCUCUAAAGGCCAUGCCUUCAUCCUGGUGUACUCCAUUACGAGCAAACAGUCCCUGGAGGAGCUCAAACCCAUUUACCAACAGGUCUUGGCCAUAAAGGGUAACGUUGAGGCUAUCCCCAUCAUGCUUGUGGGCAACAAGAGUGACGAAACCCAGCGGGAGGUGGAGACCAAGGAUGGGGAAGCCCAGGCCAACCAGUGGAAGUGCGCCUUCAUGGAGACGUCAGCCAAGACCAACCACAACGUCACCGAGCUCUUCCAGGAGCUCCUCAACCUGGACAAGAAGAGGAACAUGAGCCUCAACAUCGACGGCAAGCGCUCGGGGAAGCAGUCCCGCGCCGAGAGACUGAAGGGCAAAUGCAGCGUGAUGUAAAUCCAAGAGGAGGAGGAGGUGAAGGAGGUGGAGGCGAGAGAGAUAGAGAGAGAGAGAGAAAGAGAGAGAGAGAGGAGGAAAUACAGGAGGAAGAGGUGGAAGAGAAGAAAGACGACAGAGAGGAGAGACUCACAAAACGUAUCACACAGAGCAAAACCUCUGGAAGGCAACGGGAAUCUCAUCAUCCACAUCCUCCUCCGUUUGACUGGUGCAUCCACAAACACAACUCAGCUGUUCAUUUUGAAAAACAUACAGGAUCUCAGUUUGGAGCUUUUACAUCCAUGUGCAUUCUGCUAAAAAGGAGAGAUGAGGGGGAGACUGACGCGAGAAAACAGAGAGGCAAAUGAAACACAAGUGUGCGUCACAGUUUCCAUAGCGGGAAACAGCAUGUGUAUGUGUGCGUGUGCGUACGUGUGUGGACUUUUGCAUUAUCCAAGUGCCACAAAAACCUGGCUGAGGAGCUCACAAGACCUCGGACUGCAAUAAAGACCACAGACUGCAGCACCCCCCUUUGAAAAAAUACAUGGAAGGUUUCUGAUCUACACAAAACAUUUUGCGUCCUCUCUCUCACUUCUACAAUCGGCCUCCCUCUCUGCUCAGCUCUCGUCAUCCCAGCGCCCUCAUCCUUUGCAUACCCCCCCCCUCCCACCUCCUACUAUAACAAAUAUAAUGAAAAAUGUAUAUGUAACAGAAUCGACACAGUUAGUUAAGCUCAUUCAUCUGGUAGAAACACUAUUUUAAGAGACUGAGGUUGUCUGUUGUCAUGCUAGGAAGCACAGGACCCGAAAAAGGUUUGAGACUUCUAGCAUGAACAACACAAAACAUAUGACCCGGCUACACGGCAGAGCCGCUUCUGAGGACUCUGGUGUAUAUAAACAUGGGAUAUUUAAAUAUAUUCCAUCUAGUCUACACAUACCCUGCCCAAACUAUUAUAUCAAUCACAGGAAUAUGGUGAAGUUCAAAGCAUUAGGUUUAAAUAUGUGGCUAGAGGACACAUUUUCUCAUCUUUUCAUCCUCACCGUCACCUCCU